AUGGCAUUCUUUGACGCACCCCUGGGAAGCACUGGGACACCGCCGAGAUGCUUCUCGUUUCACCAAUCGUUACUCCAAGUGCCAGGCCGGCUUCGACUCCCCUCCCCUUCCAAAAGAUGCAAAGUCACACCAUUAGCUGAACCCUCGUCUGCGAAGAAAAAUCGCGCUCAUUACGAGCACCGCUUCUGCAAAAGUUUGUCUAGAGACUGUCCAGCGGUCGAGCUUCCCAAAUCCUCUCGGAUGGCCCUCUUUUACCCCUCAAGCUCGGAUUGGUAA
Molecule: messenger RNA, 276 nt
Organism: Blastomyces dermatitidis ER-3
Lineage: Eukaryota; Fungi; Ascomycota; Eurotiomycetes; Onygenales; Ajellomycetaceae
Exons: 1
Coding region: 1-276 (91 amino acids)
Source: RefSeq, a predicted model, not a curated record